Rangifer tarandus platyrhynchus (Svalbard reindeer) is the source of this 1491-nucleotide messenger RNA. The record is from the annotation of a GenBank genome assembly. Lineage: Eukaryota; Metazoa; Chordata; Mammalia; Artiodactyla; Cervidae.
AUGGACCCUACAGAGCCUUGUAGAAAUAUGCCUCUGCCUGGAGAAUCCGGAGGUCCAGAAGAAAGGCAUUUGUGUCGAUUAUCCGGUGGAAUGACAUUAGAAGAACUCCAUCAGUGGCGAGAGAUAUUGAUGAUAAAUCCAAUGAUGGCCAUGAACCCUCUACUGCCAGCAUCAGGGCAGCAGAAAAUUCCACUGAUUCCCUCACCAUUUGAACCUCCAAGUGUGGAUAGAGAUUUAUUGCCUCCUACUGUAGCACCAGCUGACCCAAGACAGUUUUGUGUUCCUUCCCAGUUUGGAUCUUCUGCUCUAUCAAAUGCAAACAUGCCAAACUUGCUGUCCAAUCGUGUCUACUCAGGUUGGGGCAUUUUGCCACCUGAAUCCGUAAAAGCAAUGGCUAGAAGGAAUGAAAUGAUUCAAAGGCAGCAUACUGCCAGGAUGGAAAUGGAAAUGCAUGCCAUUUACCAGCAAAGGAGAAUAGAAAAAGUUAAUUCUAAGGGACUAGCAGGCCUCGGGAUCCCGUUCAUUUAUGGCUCCAGUAUCCCUGUGGGCCCAGCCACCUUCCAUGGCAGGGGCAUGCUCCCAGCCAGUGACAUGCACGUUCACCGAAGCACCCUGAGAAACCUUCCGGGAAACCCCAUGAUAGUGGCGACUGGUCCGCACUUUACAGAGAACUGGGGGCAGAAAUGUCGUCGUCUCAGGAGAGGUACCGGGAGUCAGAAAGUUCUAGACAGUGACCCUGAGAGUUCUAAACGUCAAGUAGAAGAAAAGCCCCUAGGCCAAACCCGUGCAGUUCUCUAUGAAGAGAACGAGCAUACCAAAGACCCAGAAAUGGAGGCUCUGGACAAUCACACAUUGGGUGAAACCAGUGAAAAGCCACCUACAGCUCUUGCUGACACCUGUGGAGAGCUGGAGCCCAGCCACAGAAAGCCCUGGGGAACUCAGGGAACCCCCCUGGAAGAAAAGGCUUGGGACGACGGGAAGGAGAAGGCCUCAGAGCAUGGUUUGGCAGCCUGUGGAGAAAAGAAUGGGGUGUACCCCCCAGCUCGUGGAUCAACUCAGCCAGGAACACACGUCCUGCUUACAAUCAAGGAAAAUCUAUCUUUGAAUGAAGAUAUUCAGAAAUGGACCGUGAAUGAUGUGUACAACUUCAUUAGUGGCCUUCCGGGUUGUUCAGACUAUGCUCAGGUAUUUAAAGAUCAUGCAAUUGAUGGAGAGACUUUGCCAUUACUCACAGAGGAACAUCUUCGAAGUGCUAUGGGAUUAAAGUUGGGACCAGCACUGAAGAUUCAGUCACAGGUAUCUCAACAUGUGGAAAGUAUGUUCUACAAGAAAAGUCUUUCACUUCCUACCCACGCAAAACAAGCAUUCGAUCAACCAACAGAUACAAACCCGCUUUUGGGUUUUAACUCCUGGAGUAAUACAUUGGACAUUCCUUGUUCCCAGGAUAUGAUCAUUCCUAAAGGAACUGAGCGAGAUAAUAUGAGAAAUUAA